CCGCUCACCUUCUGUUAGCAUUUGUUGAAAGGUCUCUUUCUUCAGACUGACAACUUCUCUCACAACCGGUAUCUACUAAUGUGUCCCAGGGUUACCACCAUGACGGAUAUAAACAGCCUUCUUGCUGCUGCUACAUUCAGCCUCCACAAUUGUACAAUGUCCAUUCAGACUCUCUGCACAAAAGGUAAACAUCUGUUUCCUGAAUCAUGAGAACAGUUUUCACUCUUACUAAACAGAGGGUGUGAUUUCCCACAUUGUUUGAUGUGAGUAAGUCAUGUGGCUUGUUACUGAACACUCCAUCUGUACUUGGAUCCUGAUCCCAGUGUUCUCACUGACCUGAUGCAUUGUUAUAACACUGUGAAGAACCACUAGAUGGUGAUAUUGACAAAUCUAUUGGUAUAAAAGUUGUUCCACACUAUCCUGUGAGCUGCAACCAAUGGCUAAUGUUGUAGCUGCCAAUUUCUGCUUUUAUUUUCUUAAUAACUGUUUAAAGAUUCAUCUCCAUCUGUGAAUUUAAAAGAGCUUUUUCUUAUUUUGCAUUAAGGGUGUGAAGCUAGAAAUUUAAGUGGAAUUACCAAAAGAAAAACAAAGUAGAACGGCCGAAUGACAAUAAACUCUAAACUCAAGUCAGAUGAUUACAACCACACUGAAAUGGGUCUAGCUUAUUUUUCAAUGUUCUGUCUCCUAUAGAACUUCAUGUUUUGAUACUACACACUUUUUUUUUAAUCUUUUAAUAAUUUGUUCAUAAGAUGACAAGAAACCCACAUCUUGUCUGAUUUCGUGUUGGCCUACAGAUUUCAGGAUUUCAGUCGGACUCAUUUAGAUAAACUAUGAGCACAUUCUACUCAGAUGUGUUAAUAGUCUUAUGGUGAAAACCUGAAUUUGUGCAGUUUAAGAUGGUUUUUCUUCAGCCUCAGCUGUGGCACCUCCUUCUGAUGAUGAGCCUCGGAGGACUCUUUCAGACUGAUGUUUGUGCCGGCCAGCAGUUGGUAGAGAUCCAGGAGGGUCCAUUGUACCGUGUGAAAGGAUUUCCAAUGUCUAUCUCCUGUAAUGUUAGUGGCCUUAAAAAUUCAAGGACUCAAGAUUUUGCUUUUUCAAUCUUUCAGCCAAAGAAGCCAGAGGUUCAAAUAGCAAUUAUUAGCACUUGUGAUCCAUCUUAUCCUUAUGCAAAGUACUCUAAAAGAGUGCGGGAGAAAAAUAUUGUGAUUGAAAGGCAGUCAAACACUUCAGUUAUUUUCCACAUUAAGUCUCUGGAAGCAGAAGAUUCUGGAGAAUAUGAAUGUUACACUCCAAAUACAGAUUUGGUGUAUUUCGGAACCUACAACGCAAAAACAACAGUGAAAGUGAUUGAGGAUACUCUGUUGGCAUCAUACUCUGGACCUGCAUCUCUUAGCGUCUCUGUAGGUGAAUCCAUUCAGCUAGAAUGCCAAGUCUCCAGUCAGACCUUUCAACACACUCAUCUGUCUGUUACAUGGUAUCUGCGUGGUAGCACUGACACUCGACCCAUCAUCAGUUUGGAUCGAGAUUUAACUGUAAGGCCUGGAGCAGAGUAUGAGCACAGAUACCAUUCUGGGUUUAUAACUAUGGAGAAGAUAGAAGACACCACUUACAGACUCAAGAUAACUCAGGUACAGCAGUCUGACAGUGGUGAGAUCUACUGCCAGGCUGACGAGUGGAUCCAAGACCCAGAUCGCUCUUGGAUAAGGAUUUGCCACAGGAAUUCUACAGGCUCAAACAUUGAGGUCAAAACUCUAGCUCAUGAAGAGGGAUCUUUUGUUACUCAAAUUCAGGUUCUGAAUGGGGCCCUGGAGGAAGGAGACAUGAUGGAGAUCCACUGCAGAUUAGAGGCUCAGAAUCUUCCUGGAUAUUCUUUCUCCAUGACUUGGCUGAGAAACAACAUGAUUGUAGCUCAAAUUGAUCACAGUGGUGUGCAGACUGUAGAUAAUACCUACAUGAAAAGAGAGAAAGAUGGUGAACUGAGAACUGUGAAGAAGAAAAAUACAAUCUUCAUUCUUACUAUCCAACCAGUCAGGGUUGAAGAUCAAGGCAUCUAUCAGUGUAAAGCUGAACAAGUAGAGAAGUUAGAGACUGGGUCGUUCAUCGAAAGAAAAAGCCAGCUAUCACAUGAAGAAACUGUGCACAUCAGAACCAAAGAGAGUAGUUUGGCUGUGGUCAUGACAAAGCAGAUGGUUCCUGUGACUGAAGGGGAAACACUACAAAUCUUCUGCAGUGUCUCUGGAACCAAAGGGCUGCUGUCCGUGUCAUGGCAGCACAAAAAAUCUUCAGGCAGCUCUUUCAGCGAUGUUAUAACCCUGAGUCGUGAGGGGGUGAUGGGAGAUGUAGGGGCCAAGUAUCAGCACAGGGGUGUACGUACAUUUCGGUCUAAUGUUGCAGAUUUCAUUUUGGAGUUAAGUGGAGCUCUUCUUUCUGACAGUGGUGAAUAUAUGUGUACUGUGUCUGAGUGGAGUAUAGAGAGCAAUGGCAACCUGAAGAAAGUGAACAGCCAGUCACAGCAAGGCCAGAUUUCAGUUAAUUCUAUUGAAUCACUUGUAAAAGUGGUAUUGAAAAGUCGUGACACAUCUGUAACUGAGAACUCUGCAAUAAAAAUGAUUUGCUCUGUAAAAACACCUAAAAUUUCCUUAGCUGUGACUUGGAUGUUUGAACCACAGAAUUCAACAGCUCAAAAAAACAUUAUAUGUAUGGAUCAUACUGGAAGCAUAUCUUGUGGAGCAGAGCAGCAGGACUAUCAGGUAGAAACACAAGUGCGAGAAUCAGGCACAGAUUUUAUUCUCAAGGUGUUGAGAGCAAGUAAGCGACAAGUGGGAAGGUACAAGUGCCAGAUUGAUGCAUAUGACAAAAAUAUUCAGAAGACCAAGAAACUGUCUAAUUCACUGGCCGUCACUGUACACAGACCUGAUAGCAAGCUGUCUGUCUCCACCAGCCAAAGGUCUCCACUGAAAAUCCAAGCCAAUAGUGACGGAGUGAUUAAAUGCUUGGUGUCCACAGCAACUUCUGAUUCUUCUCGUUUUGAGGUAACCUGGACACGUGGCAAUCAGACAUUGCUUAAAUUGGAACCAGAAGGUGUGGUCACUCUGGAGACAGAUGAAAGGAUCAGCAUAAUAAGGACUGAUAGAAAGACCUUCCAACUGAGGAUACAACAGCUGAAGACAUCAGACAGCGGACACUACCGCUGUUCUGUACAGGAAUGGAUUCAAGAUCCCGAUGGCAUCUGGUAUGGUCUUGACACAAAAUCUGUCGCUGUGGAACUAGUUGUGUUUGAAAAAGAAAGUGAUUUUAGCAUGGAUAAAUCUAAUGUUCAGCUGAAGGCCACAGAAGGUGAACAGGUUAAACUCAGCUGCUCUCUGGGGCCUGGUGUACUUGACCACACAUUUCGUUACUCUCUGAGCUGGUUCUUUCAACAAGAUCAAAGUUCCUCCAUAAUUAAGCUACUUACCUACAGCCACGAUGGACGUCUUAUGUUCCAAGUAUCUGAUCCAGAUCUUCAACAUAGACUUUAUUUCUCCAGACCCACUUUUAGUGUCUUUCAUCUGUCCAUCUUGAAUUCUAUCCCGUCUGACAGUGGAAGUUAUUAUUGUGAAGUAGAUCAGUAUCAGUAUGAUUGCAAAAGCAAAUGGGAAAUGAAAGUGAGUGACAAAUCCGGGUUUUCCAAUGUCACUGUACAUUCUAUAGAGAGCAAGCUGCAUGUACACAAAUCCAGUCGCUUUCUCAACAUUACUGAUAUUCAGACCGGCUUUAUGGUAGAAUGUGAGAUCAGCUCCCGUUCUAGCGAGAUGUCUGUGCUUGAAGUGAUCUGGUCCAGGAGGCAGAGUGAAGAGAAGCCUCUGACCAUUUUCACUGCAAGACGAGAUGGAACUCUACACAGCACGAUCAUUGAUAGAACUCUGGUGUACGGCCGGCCCAGUACCACUCGCUACACACUCACUGUACCCAAUGUUGAUACCUCUGAUAAUGGCCAGUACCAGUGUCAGGUUAUAGAAUGGUUACAGACAGCUGCUAACACCUGGAGGAAGGUAGCUGAAGACAAAUCAGGAGGACUUUCUGUCAGUGUCCCUGUUAAAGCACCUAUAUAUGAUCCAGGAUGGUCUUCUGGAGUACCACUGUACAUCCUCAUUCUUCUGCUUUUCUUCCUGUUUGUGAUCGUCCUAAUUCUGGGGAUUAAACUUAAAAGGAUAAAAUCUGCUUCAAAAAAACAGAAGAAAUCUUUGUGGGCUGAAAAUAUGCCACUUAGUGCUGUUACAGGAACAGCAGCAGGUAAAAAGGACAUUGACUAAAGCUGAAAAGUCACAUUUUUACUGAAAAGACUUUAAUGUGUCCAUACCAUGUUAUAUGAGAGUUAAGAUCCUGAAACAUCUGCCUUAUAGAAUAGUAGUAAUGUACUAACAUUGUCUUAUAUAAGGUCAUUUUAUGAAUAUGAAAAAAGCAGAUUAGUGUCUGCAACUCUGAUAAGAUUAACAUAAUAGAGAAAAUAAGAAAAUAAAUAAAUAAAUAAAUAAACAAACAAACAAACAAACAAACAAACAAAUAAAUAAAUAAAUACGAAUUCUUUAAUACAUUUAAAUCUUUAACAGCUGUGGACUAUAUGGAAAGGUUACACACUGUUUUUAUAACAAUAUUGUUGUAGUAAAUCUGAGCAUAGAAAUAUUGAUGUGAUGAUGGCUACAACCAGAGCUUGAACUAGAACUAGAGCUAGUAAUGUUAAAUAAUACAGUAUAAGCAUUAAGGAAGGAGUAUGAUGACCAUAGACAUGUUUUUAACUUUCAUAGUUUUAUAGAAUUACAGUACAUUAUUACUUAAAUCUGGUCUGUUAAUUGAUAAGAUUUAUUUAUUUUUUUAUCUGUGCAUGGAACAACACUAUAAAAAGGAGCUAGGUUUAUUUGGUAAUAUGUUCAGAGCAAAGAUUGAUAACUAUAUUCAUGGAAAGGUGGAUAAAGAUUUAACAGAAUGUGUCUUUGCUUUGGAUAAAUGAAUUUGAUGCAUUAAUAGCUGAAAUACCUGUAUGUAAUAUGUAUAGUGGACACAAAACAGUAAUAUUAAAUCAGUUUUUUAGACACAAAAAGCCGCAUAAACAUUUUGAUGUGUAUAUGUUUUAACAGUAGGUUUUCUGAGUGUUUCUUUAUACUGGUACUGCCCCUUUAAGAGGGUGCGGUAGCCAUCCAGUCAGAGUGAGUGAGCGUGCACGAGUGAUUGCGUGAACGAUCACGCAGGAAAGACGUGCGUAAUAGCGCGUGAGAGUAGUUCUGACUGUUUAGUUCUGACUGUUUCUUUUUUUAUUUAUUUAUAUAAAGGUGUAUUUCUUAGUAACAGUUUAUCAGAAAACGAUCCAAAUCAGAUUUAUUUCACAAACUUAUGAGAGGAAAAAAGGUGUGAUAUCGGUUGAGAAGUGCACGUGACCUCUCUUAUGAUAGAUAGAUAAAUAGAUAGAUAGAUAGAACUUUAUUGUCAUUGCAUAGUACAGGUACACAGGCAACUAAAUGUAGUUUGGCAUCUACCAGAAGUGCAAAGAGUAGCAAUUGUGCAAAUAGACAAGUGCAGAUAUAUAUGUAGCAUAUGUACAGCAUGUAAUAUAUAUAUAUAUAUAUAUAUAUAUAUAUAUUUGUGUGUGUGUGUGUGUGUGUGUGUGUGUGUGUGUGUGUGUGUGUGUGUGUGUGUGCGCGUGUGUGUGUGUGUGUAUGUAUAGGGAGAGAGAGAUAGACAUUAUAUAGAUAAUGUAAUAUAAUGUAAUAUAUACAUUGUAUGUAGAAUUGUACAGAAGUUAUAUACAGUAUUUUUACAGUGUUCUAACGGUGUAGUGUAGAGUUCAGUAGUGUGGUUUUGGAUAGAAAAAAGCUGUCCCUGAACCUGCUGGUUAAACAGUUUGUGACUGGGAUGUGAAGAGUCCUUGAAGAUGUUGUGAGCUCUGCACAGACAUCUGCUGUGGUGAAGGUGCUCAAUGGCAGGUAGUUGGGUGCCAGUGAUGCGUUGGGCGAUGAUGCGUUGGGCAAGGCCCCGCCUCCCCCUGCCUCAUUUUACAGCGCGUGUUAAUGUUUACUGUGUAGAUGACAAUAUGAAGCAGAGCUAUCCAUCUGGCCAUGAAAAGAGAAAAAAGAAACAAAAUGAGAGUGAAAUGCGAGAACAACAAUCAGGUAAACUUGUGUUCUCUUCAAGUUUGAUGUCAGCAAGAGCAAAAACAGUAAAGUUAAGUUAAGUAAAGAUGUGAUUCUGUCUCUAGUCUCUAUCUGACUAGCUAAAUUAGCUGUGCAGUACUGCCCGACACGAAAAGGAUUGACACGAAGACUUACAGCAAGAUUACAGAUUCCAAAAUGGUCAAAUACCGAUUAUAUAUUAUAAAAUAUUCCAUUCAAUAAAGAUUUCUUAAUACCUCAUUCAAUUCUGUAUUGUUUUACUCUUUGACCGAGAACUGGAGCAAACUUUUUUAAAAGGAGGGAGGUUUGUAGUGGGAGCAGUGGGGUGUCAAGUGUGAAUGUGUGGCAAAUGGUUUACAUGGCUCACGGGUCAGGUAGGAGGGCCCCUUAGCAGAAUUUUUCUUAGGGCCCCAGGGAGGUCAGGAUCAGCUCUGAACAAAGGUGUCAAUGUAAAAAGACAAAAUAAAAUAAUGCAUGGCUUCUUAGGUUUUCUGUAGCCUUUUCUGGUGGUUAAAUGCAUUAUUACACGUCAGUGAUUCACCCUACACAUUUUAAUGGAAAACAUCCUGUGCAUUCAUAGAGGUUAAAAUUUCACUGCUUAUGAAAGGAGUUCAACUUGGAACCUAAUCGUAUUCUGACAAUUUUAUUGUAGCUUCAUUAAGGAUUUUCCAAGAAGGACACAAUAAAUAUCUGUUUUGUUAAACUUG
Molecule: messenger RNA, 6850 nt
Organism: Tachysurus vachellii
Lineage: Eukaryota; Metazoa; Chordata; Actinopteri; Siluriformes; Bagridae
Product: immunoglobulin superfamily member 2-like
Exons: 12
Coding region: 897-4292 (1131 amino acids)
Source: RefSeq, a predicted model, not a curated record